Vanderwaltozyma polyspora DSM 70294 is the source of this 612-nucleotide messenger RNA. RefSeq names its product Rad59p (gene RAD59). The transcript has a single exon. NCBI's taxonomy places the organism in Eukaryota, Fungi, Ascomycota, Saccharomycetes, Saccharomycetales, Saccharomycetaceae. Bases 1 to 612 code for a protein of 203 amino acids. The record is from RefSeq and is a predicted model, not a curated record. Gene Ontology annotation, cellular component: nucleus. Gene Ontology annotation, biological process: double-strand break repair via homologous recombination; double-strand break repair via single-strand annealing; mitotic recombination.
AUGAGUGCCUACUCAAUGCAUAAUAUAGAAUACACCAAUACUGAAUUUAAAACAGGUCCUGGAAUUGAUCUUAGAGAAUUCAAUGUCUGUGAAGAUUGGAAUGGAAGACCUGCCAGUAAUUGGUCAGUACAGAGGAUUGGGCGUUUACAGGCUAAAAUUGAAAAAUAUUCAUAUAGAUUUUAUCAUAAUAGUAGAUAUCCUAAAUUAGAUUUAGUGCAAUUAAUGCCUGGUCAUGUCUUGACUCAAUUUGCCAAUGAAGUAUUCGGCUAUGAUGGUUGGAAAAUGGAAGUUUUAGGUUUAGAAGCUUUGGAAUGUAAUGAAGUGGCGACUAGCGAUAUUAAUGAUAGUAAAUAUGAAACAAAAUUCACUGUUCGAUCAGAAGCAAAAAUUAAAUUGACUUUAAAAGAUGGAACAAACACAAUACAAACUAGUAAUAGAAUUGCUACAACUCCAUUCAAGGGAGAGAGCUAUAGUAAAUCUAAAAAAGAAGCAGUUACCUAUGCUUUAAAGGGAGCAUUUCUAAGCUUUGAAAAAAUAAUUCUACAACAUGAAAAAAAAGUUGAAAAUAACUAUUAUACAGAUGGUUUAUAUGCUUCAAGGACUGAUAAAUAG